Mya arenaria is the source of this 6743-nucleotide messenger RNA. Its product is annotated as tyrosine-protein phosphatase 10D-like. Gene Ontology annotation, biological process: protein dephosphorylation. Gene Ontology annotation, molecular function: protein tyrosine phosphatase activity; protein binding. The transcript is spliced from 27 exons. Lineage: Eukaryota; Metazoa; Mollusca; Bivalvia; Myida; Myidae. The coding region runs from base 1 to 3741 and encodes 1246 amino acids. The record is from RefSeq and is a predicted model, not a curated record.
AUGACUGGAAUUUCAGACAAGGCACUUGGUGAAGAGUGUGAUGUUCCUAUAGAGUGUUCAGGCAGUGCAGCUGUCUGCACAGGAUCCAAUAAAGUAUGUACAUGUGGUUCGAAACAUUAUGAUGACAAUGGAUUUAGAGCUGGUGGAAACUGCCAAGAGAUAUCGCAGCUUCAAGUAUCCAGAAUUACCUUUUCUCAAGUGCAUACAACCUCAAUGAUUGUGUCAUGGACCCGUCCAAGUGGAAAGGCCAGUUUUAUAAGUUACUACACUGUUCAGUGGGCAUCCAAUGAUAGUUUCACAGCUGAAGGUUUUAAGGAUAAUAUUAUGUCAACAACAACAACAAAAAUUACUGGUCUUACUCCAGGACAGAACUACCGAAUAACUGUGACAUCUGUGAACAAAGCCACACAAGCUGACUCUCCUAGAAGUACAUUUGUCUCCAAACAAAGAUCAUCAAAACCAAUGCCUCCAAGCAGUCUGGAUUUGAAUGGGAGCAACUUAGACGCAAGAGAUAAGGAGAUAUCACUUGCUUGGACAAGGCCUUCAAGUGGUGUGGUGUAUAGAUAUGAUAUAAAGGUGCUUGAUGGGACAGAACUAAAACAGUCAACUUUCGCUUUUGAAACAGCCAGUGCUACAUUGAGGUUUAACGACAUGAGGAAUGGUUAUACAUACAAUGUCAAAAUAAUAUCCAGGAGUGAAACCUAUGAUGGAUCAAAUACGGAACCCAGUGAACCAUUUGAGUCAACAUUUAAAACUGAUGUUCAAGUGCCAGAUCCACCAACUGAUGUUUCCUGCCAAAGUAUAUAUGAUGAGUUUAUUACUCUUUCAUGGACUGCACCUCAGAAACCCAAUGGUGAUUUGGUUCAAUAUGUUGUCCACACUUUGUCAUAUCCAUCAAAUACCGAAAAAUUCCAGAAUAACCCAUUUUCUACUGGGACAACUUAUGAUGUGCAUGGCUUAGAACCAGGUACAGCCUACGUAUUUCGGGUGUACACACAGAAUGAAGGCCACACGUCUACACAGUAUGGGGUAGUGCAAACCUUUUGCACAACAAAGGCAAGAAUGGCUGACAAACCUCAGAACUUGAAUUUUGUAAACAACAUAACCAGUCGAGCACUUUCUGUCACCUGGUCAGAACCAGUCAAUAUCUACAGCUCAGAAAACCUUGGUUACAUAGUUCAACUUCAAGACAAUGAUGCCAAUAUGUGUGAAAAGGAAAUCGUUAUGAGAUGCAGUAAUUGUACAACUGGGGACAUCAAAAAAAUAAAUAUGCCACGUUGUGGCCAAGAUUUGCAAGUGCAAAUUGACCAGCCUCAUGAUGAAAUCCGUGCAAACAAAUUAUACACGAUUCAAAGUCUCCUUCCUGACACAAACUACACAGUUUCUGUAUCUGUGGUGAAUAAUCAGGGUAGAGGCCAUGCAGCAUCAAUUAAUAUAAAGACUCCAGAGGAAGAGCCCCAAGCCCCACCAGUUGUUCGGCCAGUGGAUGAUAUCGGAAAGAAUUCUUUCAAUGUGUCGUGGAGUCUGAUAGGACCAAGACCGGGCCAAGUCACGUACACGGUGAUCCUUACUGCCGACAGGGGAGCUGACUCCAAAACAUAUGAUGUUUCUGGUUAUGGUAACACCAAUCUGUAUGCUGAUGGGCUAGAAGAAUAUUGGAAUUAUGAUGUGAGUGUCACAGCAAGAACUAAUGUAGGUGGUGCUAAAACAUCAGAUACCACAACGAAAUACAGGACACUGCCUUCAGCCCCUGGAGCAGUAACUGAGUUUGGAGCAGUUAAGGUUCAGCUGCGCACUGACAAUUUCCACAAAAUGACGAUCCAAUGGAAAGCUCCCUUGCUGUUGCAGCGGAACAGUGUGAUAAAGGAAUAUGUGUUAAAACACAAUGUUGGAAACAUUACAGCAAGCUCAGAGGAUGGUGAAGAGUUCAAGACAAUGUCCUUCACGUCGGUUACUAGCGAUGUCUUUUACAGUCAAGAGUUUGAUGUGAUACCUGAAUCAACGUACCAGUUUGAGGUGUAUGCUGUGAACACUGAGAGUACAGAUAAUAUGGGGGAGAAGACAGCGAUUAAAGAAACAGCCCCAGCUGGAUUCCCUGUCAGUAUUGAAGAAGCUGACAAAACCUUACAGGUUGUGAAAGAAGGCUCGAUAGACCAAACCUUCAUAAGUCUUAAUCUCGUGAGGGAGUUUUUCACUGAGGAAACAAAUGGAAGAGUACAGAGGACAGCCUUGCUUGGGUGUAAAAGCAGUGCAUGUCCGGAAAACUUUCUCGGCUACGCAGACACUCAAAAGAAGGUGGAUGCUCUGGCAAACUGGCAAAAGGCUGCACAAAAUGGCCUGUAUAGGAUCACCACAGCUGACUGGUUAGCAAAGAACAAGAGAAGGCGUCGAAGCGAGUACACAGAAGUUCCGUACACUGUGGGCAUAGAGAAUUGUAAUGGUGUCACGGAUAGCACAUACUGUAACGGACCCCUCGAACCAGAGACAGAAUAUUUAUUUGUUGCGGUGGUCUGUACCAGCACAGGAUGUACGGUCAGCAAAAAGUAUGGGCCUUACAUCACAGAGGCAGUUCCUCCGCCUAUUGGCAUGAUAGUGGGGAUAGUGGUUGGGGUUGUUGCAGCCCUGGUAGUGGUUGUCAUUGUAGUAUUAUUCCUUCGUCGAAGAAGUAGGAACAAGGCUCCACCGAUGUCAACAAUUCCUGAUAGAAGUCUCGUUGAAGUGGAGAUUGAAGAAAAUAUUCAGAGGAAAAGGCCAAUUCUACUGAGAGAGUUUGACGCGUACCUAACUAUGAUGCACAAAGAUUCCAACCUGAAGUUCUCCGAAGAAUAUGAAGAAUUGAAGACACUGAGCCCGAAACAUUCGACAGUUGCCUCUGACCUGGAGGAGAACAGGGCCAAGAACAGAUACAUGAACAUUAUUCCUUAUGACCAUAGCCGUGUGAAGUUGACCACUAACGGAGAGGAUGACAAAAAUGACUUCAUCAACGGAAACUAUCUACCGGGUUACCACUCCCCCCGUGAGUACAUCGGCUGUCAAGGUCCACUACCCGCCACAAUCGACGAUCACUGGAGAAUGAUCUGGGAACAGAAUGUCACUAUCAUUGUCAUGCUUACACUCUGCAAGGAGGGACAGAAGAUCAAGUGUGAGCAGUACUGGCCCGAUGAGGUUGGGGACCCGAAACAAUACGGAGAGGUUGUCGUGGAGAUGACCUCAUACUCCAAUAUCAAGAUUUACGACGUCAGAGUCUUCAAGAUACGCAACGGCAGCCAGACCCGUACGAUAAAGCACUUCCACUUCCUAACGUGGCAGGACUUCCAGGCAAACGUUAAGCACGAACUCAUCCUGAACUUCAUUCGGGACGUACGCCACCCGAUACAGCCACCUGACAAAGUUGGGCCCAUGAUCGUGCACUGCAGUGCGGGCGUUGGUCGUACAGGGACUUACCUGGCCAUCGACUACUUCAUGCAGUUCAUAGACGAACACAACUUUGACGUGGAGAUAGACAUCUUUGACUUUGUCCUUAAGAUGAGGGCGAACAGGAUCUACAUGGUUCAGACUGAGCAACAGUAUGUGUUUAUCCAUGACUGUGUGAAGGAGAUGUUGGACAACAAGAGACUGGCUGAGAAUAACCUGCACGAGAACAACGGUGGUAAUCAAGACGAAGACUUGUACCAGAACACAUCGCAACAUCUCUAUGAAAAUGUGCAGUACAAUUCCUCCAAUCAGCGAACAGAAAUUUAGCCUCGAGAGAAAGGGGGCGGAGUUAACCAAGGGAUCAAUGACAAUUCAUAUAAUUGAUGUGACGCUGAGCUGUAGGAUUAAUAUUCAUAACAGUUAAACCAAUGAAAACAUUGUGACAAUUACCUGGACAAACAAAAUAACAUGUGGACAAGAAUUCAAUAGAUUAUUUUGUUCCGUUCCUUUUAUUUGCUAUGGCGGAAGUAUUACCUCGAUUUUAGCGUCAUGUCCAUUGUUCUAGAAAACUUGUGUUAUAUAUCCACGGUGAAUUAUUAUAACAGCUUUAUUUUGCUUUAUUUUUGGAUUACUUUUGUUUCUGAAUUGCCGACAACGUUCAAUUUUACUUGCUUGUAAAUACAUAGUUAUGUAUACAAGGAUUUGGGGAGAAAAUGUGUGGCUUCAUUUUGGGGGAUUUUUUAUAAUCUUGAUUUUGAUUAUAAUCAAAGGUUUGAUUCUUUAAGCUAAAUUAGUAGGUCUGUAGCCCGUCUAAAAAUCUUUAUCAAAUUGAGUUUGUUUCACCAUUUUUGGAACGGGGCCGGGGUCAUUUUGAUUGGGAAAAUUAUUUACUAUAACAUUCCUAUUUUGCCUUAUAAAAACAAGAAUGAUUUUAAAAAUAACGAAGAAAAAGAUAAAAGAAUAUGAUAAAGUUUGUUUCUUAAAGAAUACACAAGUUUUUACAUACAUAAUUGUUUUGCAGGUAAAGUAUAUUAUUAGUUUUUAUUUAUUAUUUUUAAAACAUGAAAUUGCCAAUUUAUUUUAUUUUUGGGGGAAAAGUGUUGAUUUUAUGAUCUGGAAUGAAGUGAAUUUCGGCCCCAAAUAGGUCCGGAACAAAACACUGAAUCAGAUUAAUCUAGAGCAGAAAAGUAAGGAAAUCUAAAGAUAACACAAUAACAACUGUACUUCUGGCUUAUAUUUUGACAUCUUAUUACUGAGCAUACAAAUUUUCCCCACAUCUCUGGUAAUCUUGGGCGGGCUGUACAUAUGAGGUUUUUCACUGAGAAACAAGAGACCAUGAUUACGAACAGUUAGAAGUCUGGGUUCAGACUCAAGUGGCAAAACUGCAAAUCCUCAUUUUAUUGAGACUUACCUUCUAGUUUAGUUUAAAUGAUUAAAUUUGAUGAAACUUAUAAUUUCUUUUUAUAAUUGCUCAAUAACUUCCUUUUAUUUUUUUUAAAAGAAAUGAAAAAAGAGGACUUUUUUUAAUAUACUGUAGUAAAAGUGCUUUUCUAAGUCUGAUUCUAGACUCAAACUUGAGACUGUUUGUGCAUCAUGGCUCUAGAGGUUUAUUUCAUUUAUUUCUAUCACAAAUAUAAGUAUUACUACAUGUGUUUUUUUUUUAAUUCCAUUUUUCAUGUAGCAUUUCAUGUAACCGUAAUGCCUGCUUUCAGGAAAUGGAAGAUAAAAGAAUGCUAGAAUGCAUAAUAUCAUAAAGGUAUCAGUCUUUUCUUUCCUUUUAUUCAUUCAGUUUUGCCAAAUAUCCCCUAAUGGGAAUAAAAACAUAAACAUUUGACAUGUGUAUUUCUGUGCAAUGCAGGAAAAAAAAUAGUAAAAUUAUAUAAAUCAAAUUAAAUGUAACAGUUUUCAAAACAUUCAUUUGGGAAACAGACAUCAUUUUUUCUGUGAUAUUUGUAUCAAAGCCGUUAAAUGGCAACGAAUAUAAUAUUAUAUAUAUAUAUAUAUUUCUAUAUGUAUAUGUUAAGUUGUGAUAACCGGUUUAAAUUUUUCUCUAUCUUCCAUGAUAUAUCUAUAACAUCAUAAAUAUAGAUGUAGACAUAUUGUUAUAUCUUAAUCUUGUCCCAUAUUAUGAUUGUUAGUUUUGUAUGAAAUUUAUAGAUGCUGAUAAUCCUUGAGUAGUUUAAUUAUAAUAUAUGAUUUGUUAUUUACAUGUGUUACAAAGAAUAAUUAAAUGAGAAUCGGUAUUUAUUGGGUCGAUUGUUCGGGACUUUGUUAAAGUAAACAAUGUGAUAAAUGAUAUCGUUGUAUGCUUUUAAGCGUUAACUAAAAACAAGUGUCCAUAAAAGUUCAGACUAGCAACGAUUUGAAAGUUAACAACGAUGAUGUUUACAAGGUUGAUAACUUUAACAAGAUUUUGAACAAUCGGUCCAUUGUUUACAAAACAGCUACAAGCAGAAAUAGAUAUUAUCAUAAAAAAUGACGCUGGUAAUAUAUAUGAAAUCAGAGUGUCUUGUGCCUUUGGUGUAAUAUGUAUUUUAGACAAUUGGUAGUUUUUGUUUCUGUGUUUUACUGUAAUCUCACAAAUGCUCAUUAAGAUCUAAUUCUUUUUGACGCUGUUCAAAUUAUAACUCCAAAAACGUCCCAAAAAGAAGAAACCAAUGAUAGCUAACGCAAAGAAGGCAUACAGGUAGAUUUGUUUUCAGUAAAUUAUUUCAAUUCUGUGAGAUGUCUAUGUUUAGACAAUUCUGAGAUGUUUCUAAUAGUGUCUUUUUUUAGGAAAUUCUGGGAAGUUUCUAUAUGUAGACAAUUCUGGGAUGAGUCUGUUUUUAGACAAUUAUUGAAAGUGUCUAUUUUUAAGCCAUUUAUAGGAUAUGUCUACAUAUAGGCAAUGAUGUGUCUAUUUUUGCUUAUCAUAGUUAUUGCUUUACUUAGAUAAUUCAUUAAUUAAGGUAUUUGACAGAUGGUAUAAAGAUUUUUUGUCAAGGUUUUUAGACAUUGUUUAAGACUUCAAUACUGCUUAUACUGUUUAUGCAUUCCUGAAUUAAUGUUCCUUUUUGUGUAUUCCUUACUGCUGGACAUUUUUGUGCAUUCCUAACUGCUGAACAUUUUUGUGCAUUCCUGUUAAACAUUCGUAAUAGUAUCUUUGUUUUUAUUUAAACUGAUGUUAUAUAUUCCAGAUUUUUUUCAUUCCAUAUUCGUUGGUUAUUUAUAGUAAUACUAGCUAUUAUCUGAUUUUAUUCUGCGUACAAAAAAUAUUGCAUUACCAGUACUUUAUUAAUACUUUUUAUGUACUAAAUGUUUCUGUUGAUAAUAAGCUAGGAUAGAUUAUA